UGUCAGGGUAUUGUUACCAGGAAGUGGGUCGGGUUAUUUAUAUUUCAACGCCCGUCCCCUUGUCCCCGUGAGAGAAACAGUGUUAGCAACCCGAAACUAAAUAUUCAAGCGUUGUCUGGUUCUGGUUGACUGAGCCAGGUGAAAAACAAUUGGGUUCAACUUUAUUUGCAAGAGGAUGCAAUAGAAAAAAAUUAAAUGUAUGUAGAGAGUUUGAGAGAGCUUGAGUUGACCCUAGGGGAGAUCCAGUGUCGGCAGAGGAGCCAGUAUGAAGCUCCAUGAGAAGAUUCUGACCCAUUUCCUAUCAUGUACCUCUCCAGUGGAUAAGGAGGGAUAUCUCUACAAAAAGGAGAGAAAUGCGACUUAUUAUCGCCGGUGGUUUGUCCUGAAAGCUAACCUGCUCUUCUACCAGGACCGUCCAGCUGAUCGACACCUUCUUGGUGUCAUCGUGUUGGAGGGGUGCACGGUUCAGAUGUUAGAUUCUGAUGGCCAUUUUCCCUUCUCCCUGGAGUUUGGAUCUGGACUCAAAACUUACAGGCUUGCCGCAGGAGAUGCUCAGACUCAGGGACGCUGGGUGAAAGCGCUGUUCCUGGCCAGCCACUGUUACCUCUCCUGCCUGGUGAGAGACCUUGGGAAGCACUAUGAAGAAGUUAAACAGCAACAAGAAUGUAGCGACUCCCUCUCGUCUUUCAGAUCCUUUAGUCCACCCACAAACAGCCUCAUGCUACCUACACUGGGACCAUCAACAGUGGUCAGGGAGGGCAGAAGCUUCAGUGCCAGUGCUGCUUUACCCCCACCCUCAAUACCAACUAAACUGGCAGCUAAAAAGUCCCCCAAAAAGUGGCCGAGGAGAAAUGCUCAUGUGACGCCACUCAACGGACCUGCACCUCCAUUUGGCGAAUGGUCUUUGGUGGGGUCCGAUCCACUCAUAGAGUUCAGGAAGCUUCAUGACUUUUACGGCCAGGAGGUUCGAAAGGCCAGAGAGGAGUGGCUGAAAAGUCAACAAACAGAGGAGGACCACCGUGAAAAAGAUCUCAUUGAUCUGGGCUGAAGAAAAAAAACAAAAAGGCCUGAAGGCUUUUUAAAGGGAACUGAGAUAAAGUUGUUCAUGUGCGUCAAACAGGAACUGAACCUUAACUGAAACAUUGUGAGUUAUACUGUAUUAAAUGUCAAAGUAUUUGAGGCUCAGACACCUGUUUGUGUUAAAUGUUUAACAGUUUGAAACAUUCUAUCUGUUUAUAACAAGGUGGGAUUUUUCUAAUUUGACUGAGAGAAAAUAAACACACAAAUGUUAAAAAUG
Messenger RNA from Girardinichthys multiradiatus, 1297 nucleotides. RefSeq names its product sesquipedalian-1-like. The coding region runs from base 266 to 1048 and encodes 260 amino acids. The record is from RefSeq and is a predicted model, not a curated record. Gene Ontology annotation, cellular component: recycling endosome; trans-Golgi network; early endosome. NCBI's taxonomy places the organism in Eukaryota, Metazoa, Chordata, Actinopteri, Cyprinodontiformes, Goodeidae. The transcript has 4 exons. Gene Ontology annotation, biological process: endosome organization; receptor recycling; retrograde transport, endosome to Golgi.